Messenger RNA from Gastrolobium bilobum, 1506 nucleotides. Its product is annotated as nudix hydrolase 2-like. The record is from RefSeq and is a predicted model, not a curated record. The transcript is spliced from 8 exons. Gene Ontology annotation, molecular function: NAD binding; NADH pyrophosphatase activity; ADP-ribose diphosphatase activity. The coding region runs from base 272 to 1243 and encodes 323 amino acids. Lineage: Eukaryota; Viridiplantae; Streptophyta; Magnoliopsida; Fabales; Fabaceae.
UCUCAUUCACUCAAGUUUCAAUGUCAGAUUCAGAAUUUGGUUAUGCUCAACAUAAAAUUAGAAAGAAAGAAAAAAUGUGCAAAUAAUGUUUUGUAGGAAAUGAGUUAAAAUUUCACAUAAAUGGGAUGUCACAUUCGUGGGAUUCGAUUCAGACGCAGUUUUAAGGCAAGGCGAGGUGUCAUUCUUCAUCUCCACAACUAGGAAAUCCCAUCCAUAAUCUUGCAAAAUCUCAAUUCAGGAUUAGAGUGACAACCCCUGUUCCUAUUCAUCCAUGUCAGCAUCAACAAAUUCAUCCUUUUCUGCAGUACAAAUGACUGCUGAAGAUCAAGUGCAACAGAUUGAACUACUAACAUCAACAGAUGAUGAUCAUGGUGGUGUUAUUGUGGAAAUGGAUGAGUCUAUGGAUUCUACAAUCUUUAUAUCUAUUCUCAGAGCUUCAAUUUCACAUUGGAAACAGCUGGGUAAGAAGGGAGUCUGGAUAAAGUUGCCUAUUCAUCUAGUCAGUCUUGUUGAAGCUCUAGUUAAGGAAGGUUUUUGGUAUCACCAUGCAGAACCAAAAUAUUUGAUGCUUGUUUAUUGGAUUCCAGAAGGUGCAAAUACUAUUCCCGGAAAUGCCACACACCAAGUGGGUGUUGGUGCACUUGUAGUGAAUGAAAAACGUGAGGUCCUGGUGGUUCAAGAAAAGAGUGGACAUUUUCAGGGAACUGGAGCCUGGAAAUUCCCUACUGGAGUUGUUGAUCAGGGAGAAGAUAUUUGUGUAGCAGCAGUAAGAGAGGUCAAAGAAGAAACAGGAGUAAGCAGUCUCUUCAGCCUGUUGAAUGUGGACUUGUCAGUAGCCGUACAAAAGUUUAGCAUUGUGACUCUGAGCCUAAUAAUUCCAAGUUCUCUUAAUUUUCAGGUUGACUCAGAAUUUAUGGAAGUGUUAGCAUUCAGACAAAGUCACAUGACAUUCUUUGAGAAGUCAGAUCUAUUCUUUGUGUGCAUGUUGCGCCCUCUUUCUUUUGACAUCCAAAUACAGGAGAUAGAGAUAGAGGCUGCACAGUGGAUGCCAUUUGAUGAAUAUGCAGCCCAGCCUAUCAUGGAAAAGUAUGAACUUUUGAAGUACGUCAAUGAUAUAUACUUGGCAAAGAUUGAUGGACGAUAUUCUGGAUUUACUCCUGUAUCUACAACAUCCAACUUCUCUGAGGGAAAGAGCUAUCUUUACUUGAAUGCUGGAGGCCUGAAGAGGUGCAAUUCUUUAUAAGCAUCAGCAAAGGUUUACACAAUUAGAAAAUGAGACAGUUUAUAUUUACAAACUUUUUUGUUUACAAACUACACUAAGUACGACCGGUCAUACUUUAAUCAUGCAGUGUACGACCGGUCGUACUUACUGUAAUUUGCAAAAAAAAAUUUGUAAACGGAUCUUAUCCCUUAGAAAAUAUUCAAUCUUAGAAACUUAGUAUUGUUUGAUUCAUUAUGUGAAUAAUGCAGGUCUUCAGUAGGUAAAUUAACACAAUUUACAAUAAC